AUGAAGACCUUCGCUGCUUCUCUCGCUCUGCCCCUGCUGGCGGCUGCUGCUCCGGCCAUGCAAACCCCCGAGGGCAACCCUUCUUUCGGCGUGAUGGCCAUCCGCUCCGCCUCUCCCAUCCACUACAUGCAGAUGAACGCCGCAGGCCAGAAGUUCUGGCUGGGCGGCCAGACCUCCUCCUACUGCCCGGACCUGCAGGGUCUCGACUGCCCCGCGGGCAACCAGACCGUCAUCGUUGGUAGCGGCUGCGCCCUGGACGUUGAGGUCCCCGGCGGCCAACAAAUCUACGUCGACCCCUCUGGAGCUUUGAGCUUCACCCAGGCCCACUCUGCCUCCAUUCCCCCGGGCUCCGCCAUCGGUGGCUUCAAGUACGAGCCCGGCAAGCCUUGGUCUCACUACACCUUCAACGGCUGGGGCGCCAGUGGCUUCAUGGCUUGCCCCACUGACGACAACCGCUGGCAGGUGUUUGCGGCCAUGGAGAAUGCCACUGUUCCCUCCGGCAACGUUGAGGACUGUCUCGGUUUCUCCGCCAUGGCUCUGACCUACAAGGGUCCCGUCCCUGCCUGGCAGUACGUAUAG
Messenger RNA from Penicillium cinerascens, 579 nucleotides. Its product is annotated as putative IgE binding protein. The record is from RefSeq and is a predicted model, not a curated record. Bases 1 to 579 code for a protein of 192 amino acids. The transcript is spliced from 2 exons. Lineage: Eukaryota; Fungi; Ascomycota; Eurotiomycetes; Eurotiales; Aspergillaceae.